UUCCAUUUCCCGCUAAAUUGAGUACUCUACCAUAGCACCAUUUCCUUCCUCCGCCGUUUCCUUCUCCAGUAUUUCGAUUUCUCAUUUUUCUCCGAUGGCGCCUUCUCAGAAAAUGACGGAAUACGAGCGUAAGAGGCUGGAAAACAUCAAGCGCAACGAGGAAAUGCUCGCCGCCUUCAAAGUUCAUUCCCACCUCUCAGAUCUCUCUGCUGCAACUGCCGCCGCCAAAUGUCCCAGGGUGCAGAAAAAGUCAUUUAAAUUGAGUCCAAUGAAGAAACCAAAAAAUGAGGCGCCCACUGUGCUUCGUCGUUCUCUAAGAACUCUGGGAAUGCCUCCAGAUGCCUCUACAGCUGGUGGCCUGGGACAUGAUUUUGUUGAAUCCAAAAUUGGGAACAAACAUGAGCAAGAAGAUUCACUGUCGAAAUUGCUUAGUGAGGCUGUACCUAUCACUAUGAAAGAUGCCUAUCAGGGUGUUUCUACAGGCUCAAAUGAACAAUUAAUUGAAAACAUUAAGAGUUUGUCGAGAAAACCUAAAUUGGAUGAGAAGGGUAAUCAAGAUCCUAACUUUUGUGAUCUUGAGAAGAUGACAAGGCCUUCAUGUUCAGUAGAUAUUGACUCAUUGAGAUUGGAACCGGAAAAUAUUGCUCGGGUUGUGCCAGGAAGAAUACUUAGUGUGAAGUUUUUCCCAACAACAGAGAUGAGAAUGGUUGUCGUAGGAAGCAAGUUCGGAAAUAUAGGUUUUUGGAAUGCCGAUGCAAAAGUGGAUGGAGAGGGAAUUUAUGUUUACCAACCUCAUUCUGGUCCAGUAUCAGGGAUAGUGAUUGAACCAUUUACAAAGUCAAAGAUGAUUACAUCUUGUUAUGAUGGGUUUAUCAAGUUGAUGGACAUUGAGAAGGAGUUAUUUGAUUCCAUAUAUUCAAGCGACUACCCUAUAUAUGCUAUAUGUCAAAGUCCAGGCAAUAUGAAUUCAAUAUAUUACACGGAAGGGAGAGGUGAUCUUGGAAUAUGGGAUUUGAGAGCUGGAAAGUCAUCAUCAUCCUGGAAUUUACAUGGAGAGAGGAUCAACUCUAUAGAUUUUAACUCCGAGAAUACUAAUAAUAUGGCUACAAGCUCUACUGACAAAACUGUCUGUAUCUGGGAUAUGAGAAAUGCUGGCUCCAAGAAACUAAAACCAUUGAGAACUAUUCACCAUAAAAAAUCUGUGCAUUCUGCUUACUUUUCACGAUCUGGCCGACUUCUUGCGUCAACAAGUUUUGAUGACAAAAUAGGCUUGUCAAGUGGAGCUAAUUAUGAAGAUGUAUAUAUGAUUCAUCACGAUAAUCAAACAGGCAGAUGGAUUUCCUCAUUCAGAGGUAUAUGGGGCUGGGAUGAUUCCUAUAUAUUCAUUGGAAACAUGCGAAGGGGACUCGACGUCGUUUCAACAGGAGAAAAACAAAUUCUUACGACAUUACGGAAUAAGCAUAUGUCUGCUAUACAGUGCCGCUUUGAUGCACACCCCUACAACGUUGGGAUGCUUGCAGGCGCUACUAGUGGGGGUCAGGUGUAUCUUUGGACAUCUUAGCUAGCACAACAUUGCAUGCUUCUCAGUUCUCAUCUUGAGAUUUGCUUGAAAUGAUUGUCUUACCAAACUACUGCCGAGCUGCUAAAAUUUCAUGUUUUAUAGAAUAGCUGUAAUGCUGUAAUAUUAUGUAUCACUAGAUAUCCUUAAACUGGUCUCAAGACUAUCAAAUUUUACCUUUGGUUGUAAUCAUUAGUACGUGGAACCAAAAUCUAGUGGAAUUGGUUUACAUUGCACAUAGCUCGGGUGGACUCAGUUCCAGUUUCACACCAGUACUAGGCGUAUAAAAACCAAAUUGGACACCCAAUUUUCAGUUAUGGAUGGGAACUCGUAGGCUCGUAGCCAGUACUGAUUUGAUUAGUUUCGCGUUCUCAAAAUUAUGGCUUUACCCGAUGGGUUC
This is a messenger RNA of Cuscuta epithymum, 1958 nucleotides long. The record is from the annotation of a GenBank genome assembly. Lineage: Eukaryota; Viridiplantae; Streptophyta; Magnoliopsida; Solanales; Convolvulaceae.